This is a messenger RNA of Molossus molossus (Pallas's mastiff bat), 1766 nucleotides long. It is a transcript of the gene ZMYND10, whose product is annotated as zinc finger MYND-type containing 10. The record is from RefSeq and is a predicted model, not a curated record. Lineage: Eukaryota; Metazoa; Chordata; Mammalia; Chiroptera; Molossidae. Bases 11 to 1420 code for a protein of 469 amino acids. The transcript is spliced from 12 exons. Gene Ontology annotation, biological process: motile cilium assembly; outer dynein arm assembly; inner dynein arm assembly. Gene Ontology annotation, cellular component: cytoplasm; centriolar satellite.
GCCCCGCCGGAUGCCAGAGCCUGUCGGUAACCCCACCUCAGCGCCGGUUGCUGCCCCGGGUCAGCCGAACCCCGCUUUUUCUGGCCCCAGCCCCGACAUGGGCGACCUGGAGCUGCUGCUGCCUGGGGAGGCUGACGUGUUGGUGCGGGGACUUCGUAGCUUCCCGCUGCUCGACAUAGGCUCCGAAGGGUGGAACCAGCAGCAUGAGAACCUGGAGAAGCUGAACAUGCAGGCCAUCCUUGACGCUACGGCCAGCCAGGGUGAGCCCAUCCAGGAGCUGCUGGUCACCCAUGGGAAGAUCCCGACGCUGGUGGGGGAGCUGAUUGCAGUGGAGAUGUGGAAGCAGAAGGUGUUCCCUGUGCUGUGCAAACUGGAGGACUUCAAGCCCCAGAACACUUUCCCCAUAUAUAUGGUGGUACACCAUGAGGCUUCCAUCAUCAAUCUCCUGGAGACCGUAUUCUUCCAUAAGGAGGUGUGCGAGUCAGCAGAGGAUACCGUCUUGGAUCUGGUGGACUACUGCCACCGCAAACUGACACUGUUGGUGGCCCGGAGUGGCCAUGGUGGCCCCCCUGAGGAGGAGGAGUUCCAGUAUAACACCCCCAUGAAGGAGCUCCAGAAGCAGGCAGAGCUGAUGGAAUUUGAGAUCGCGCUGAAGGCACUCUCAGUGCUCCGCUACAUCACUGAUUGUGUGGACAGCCUUUCCCUGAGCACCCUGAGCCGCAUGCUCAGCACCCACAACUUGCCCUGCCUCCUGGUGGAACUGCUGGAGCACAGUCCCUGGAGUCGGAAGGAUGGAGGCAAGCUGCAGCAAUUUGAGGGGGGCCAUUGGCAAACAGUGGCCCCUUCAGAGCAGCAAAAGAUGAGCAAGUUGGACGGGCAGGUGUGGAUUGCCCUGUACAACCUGCUGCUGAGUCCCGAGGCCCGGGCCCGCUACUGCCUCACAAGCUUUGCCAAAGGACAGCUACUCAAGCUUCGGGCCUUCCUCACAGAUAUAUUGCUCGACCAGCUGCCCAACCUGGUAGACCUGCAGGGUUUCCUGGCCCAGCUGGCCCUGGCCGAACCCCAGCCCCCUAAGAAGGACCUGGUAUUUGAACAGAUUCCAGAAAUCUGGGAGCGGCUAGAGCGAGAGAACAAAGGCAAGUGGAAGGCUAUUGCCAAGCAUCAGCUGCGGCAUGUAUUCAGCCCCUCAGAGCAGGACCUCCGGCUGCAGGCACGAAGGUGGGCUGAGACCUACAGGCUGGAUGUGCUAGAGGCAGUGGCUCCAGAGCGGCCCCGCUGUGCCUACUGCGGUGCAGAGGCCUCCAAACGCUGCUCACGAUGCCAAAAUGAGUGGUAUUGUUGCAGGGAGUGCCAAGUCAAGCACUGGGAGAAGCAUGGAAAGGUUUGUGUCCUGGCAGCCCAGGGUGACAGAGCGAAGUGAAGGCUGCAGCUGCUGAGGGCUGACCACCAAUGCCAUACCACCCAGCUAGAAGGUGCCUCUGAACCUCAGGAUUUCAACCUGGCCUCUGCAAGAGCCCCAGCCUCCCAGGUGGUGAGGAGAGCUGGUAGGGUGGAGCUGCUGUCCCAUCUCCUCCAACAAAGCGCUCCCCACUUCCUGCCCCACCCAGCGGGCAUGCUUAGGGCGCUGCUGCCUCAGCUGGGGCAGGCUGGGGCAAGGGCGAGGGCCGGAUGUGGGGACCCUCUUCCUCUUGCAGUGUAAAGCUGGUCUCCAGAAAUACGCCUGUCUCCCGCGUGGUCCUUUGCCCUCCUCGCCGUUGUCCUGAGGG